AUGGACUUUGGUGAACCAUCACCGGAUAUUAUCGCACGAUUAUACAAAGAGAUUAAAGAGAAAAAGAUUCUUGAACUCGAUUGGAAAAAUCCAGGCAAGAAGAAUCGAAUUAAGAAACAGAAGGUCGACACGCAUAUCAAUUCAGUCAAGUCAGAUGAAUCGUCGAAUUCGAAGAAUGAAGAUAACAAAUUAGUGAACGAAAUCGAUGAAUUUGAUCAUGAUGAUGCUUUGAAGUCGAAUAACAUUACCGUCUCUUCAUUUCGUUCUGCUGUUGGUAAACCAAAACCCAAUGAAAAACGACUGAUCGAUAUGAAUACAGUCAUUGCCAAUAUUGAACGACAGCAACAAGAAGAUGAGCGACUUCGACAGGUUAUGGAUACAUCAUCGGAUGACAAAGCUUGA
Molecule: messenger RNA, 402 nt
Organism: Adineta ricciae
Lineage: Eukaryota; Metazoa; Rotifera; Eurotatoria; Adinetida; Adinetidae
Source: the annotation of a GenBank genome assembly